Penicillium mononematosum is the source of this 262-nucleotide messenger RNA. RefSeq lists its product as uncharacterized. Lineage: Eukaryota; Fungi; Ascomycota; Eurotiomycetes; Eurotiales; Aspergillaceae. The transcript is spliced from 2 exons. The record is from RefSeq and is a predicted model, not a curated record. The coding region runs from base 38 to 262 and encodes 74 amino acids.
UAGGAGACCGCUGAGAUGGUCUCCUGGAUACUGCACGAUGACGAGGAAGCCCGAACCUCCUGAUUACCAACGCCUCCUUGUCUCGCAAGACAACCAUGAAAUCUGGUUGACGCUUGCAACGUAUAACCCUCCAUAUGUCCAAUACGAAAGACGAACUUCCUCCCACGUGAGACUCUACACGACACACUGGUUCUCAAAGACCCCUGUCUCAAGGACCCUUGCACUUCAUGAGGAUGCAAGAAUAUUGUUCGCGGAACAUUAA